Molecule: messenger RNA, 2661 nt
Organism: Perkinsus marinus ATCC 50983
Lineage: Eukaryota; Perkinsozoa; Perkinsida; Perkinsidae
Exons: 3
Coding region: 19-2661 (880 amino acids)
Source: RefSeq, a predicted model, not a curated record
AGUUCAUUGGUCUCGACCAUGGGCAGCCCCUCACGAUGUCGUGCAGUCGCCGCGGUAACCAGGGCUCAUGUUAAGGUGAAUCGGGUGGCAGGCAAGAACGUGAGGGUAUGUGCAUCUACUGCUAGGAAAAAUCAAGACCUUGUCUCAUCAUUUCGUCAUGCUGCGCUGGCCAUUCCUCCCCGACAGAGUUUAACUGUCCAUAAAGCACCUCCAAACGCGCUACAUAGAUUCGCCAUCUGGCCGGCCUUGAUCAGCAAAGCCAUGAGGAGGCUGCAGAGGCUUCCCGCCAGUGGAGCUCAUAAUCUCCUCCUCCACAUUGCGCGGUCUCGUGGUCCCCGAGGGCCCAGUCCGGUUACGGCGGCUCCCCUGUGUCGAGCUAUCCUUAUGAAGCUGGUGUGGCACGAGCGAGAUGACCCUCACUGGCUGAGGACAGCGGCAGGAGUAUGCGGGCUGGCAGUGAGUCGCUCAGGGGUGGACUGGAAUGCCCAUGUCCCCGUACGGUACCGUGCGGCUGUGCUCGCGGAUAUCACUCGAGGGGUGGAGUCAGUCGCUGAGGCCAUCGGCCCGACCACGGACGGCGCGAGUAUUGGCUAUGUAUGUGAGGCGGCUAGGACCUUGGGGUUGGAGUCGAAGCAGUUCACGAAUGUUGUGAUGGAUGCUGUAGCGGACAUCAGUGAUGAAGGGCGUAGAUUUGGUCCUCUGCCGUUGGUUCAAGUGGUAGCUUUCCUGGCUGACUACGCCGCUUGUGACCCCUCUCGGAAGCUGCCAGAUGGUCUGGAUAAGAUACUAGAGUGGCGAUUGUCCUGUCAUUGGCCGGAGGUCUCGGGGCAGAAUUUGGCGCAGCUGUUGGUCUCUCUAGAGGGCCUGGGGUGGCUCAGCGAGAAGCUCGUUAGUAACGCAGCGCAGAGGAUAUCUUUUACGUUGCAUGCAAGUUUGCGACCUCAAGAUACUCUAAAGAUUCUCGCCGUAUUUCUUCGCUGUGCGGACCUCCGAGACGCCACUGUGAUAAAUGCGGUACAAGCCCUCGUGGGACGAACCAUACUUUUCUCGAAGCUAGAUGUGAGUUGUGAUGACAUCAUGUCCCUGGUAGAGGUAUGGAGGGACGCUAACAGAGCUGGGCAUGGUGCCCUCUUCCCUAGCGGCUUUCGACCAUGGCUGCGAAACCAGUUGGCGGUCAGAGGCGAGGAGGUGGUCAACGGGCAUAGUGUGAUGACUCUGCUGGAGACGAUGCACACGGGUCAGCCCCAUCGUAGGGAUGCGCUCAGCCUGGAGAUGUCAGGGGUGUUGCCGGCCUCAUCGGAUCGUCCAACGCUAUUGAGGUAUCUCCAUUACCUUUCCUUCUACUUCACUGAAGAUGCCUCCGAGGGCACCAUGGGUCAGUCUAAUGAGAUUGCAUCGCUCCGCCCUACAAUUGGGGCCUUUGACUGGACGAGUGCGUUGUCGAGAGGGGUCCAAUCGGGUGAUCUGGCUUCCCUCGCUGUAGCCCUUGGUGUCUGUGCCCGAAUAGGCCGAAUUGACUCUGCAAUGGCUGUGCUGGCGCGUUGGGGCAUCGAUGAGAAGACGUCAAUCAUCGUUCCAAAGGGGAGUCCCAGAGAGUGGUCCCUGUGGGCAGGUGUACUCGAGUCGAUGGCACGGUUAAGGCUCAAGAGCUUCUGCCCGCACUGGAUGGAUUUGGUUGUUCCAGAAGGGGUGUCGUCGGUAACGAAAGCGUUGCUCUUGCAUGCAUGCUUCGCUCUUGAUAUUCGGGUUGACCCUCUGGGGGUCCUGCUUGAGGGCUUCCGAUGGGAUGUGCUGUCAGCGGAGGGCAUGGCUCAGCUCCUUGUAGCGUUAUGGCAGUAUUUAGACCUAUCUGUCGUCGCCCUUGAUGAAGGGGAGGCGAGGGGAUUGUAUGGUCUCAUCUCUACUGGGUUGGAGGUCCUUGUGUCGCGGCUAGAGGACCUCCCUGAGGACGUUGAGCUACCUCUGUCUCUACCUCUGCUGGCCGCGAUGAUCAGGAUGACUGUUUGUUGCAAUUUUGUGGCGCGUGAUGCGAUUCGGUUGCCCAUACGGGUCAUGGAGGUGCUGAGUAAUGUGGCCGAAUGUUACAGCGCGAGAGGUGACUCAUCGUCCUUCUGGCCGAGGUCUAGCAGUGGGUGUCGAACGGAAGUCUACACGGUCCUUAACAGGGUAGUCAGUGUAGAUGCAUGCCUCCCUUUUAAAGAGUCCAUCUCGGCGACGGUGAGGAAUCGGCAUCGGCUUCGAACGCGGAGUAAGUCACGAUUAAUCCUACAGAAACGAGUAGGUUGUGCGAGGCCUGAUGGUCCAGGUUGCUCAGAUGAGCUCGAAGAGGCUUCCUCUAGUGUGGAGAGUUUCGACCGUGGCAAGUCUGACUGCCAGCAUGCGGUGACUAUAGCACGCAGAGUAGACUCUGGACUAUGCGGUAUACCGAUUGACCUGUUGGUCUAUCCCGAUGCAGUACUAGAAUGGUGGAGGGAGGCACCUUUCUUCGUGGGUGGAGGAGUGCGCUUCUCGCGGUUCCCAAGGGAGCUUCCACAGAACGAGGACGUGAGUGAGAAACUGAGGGAUAGGUUUCGGUCGGAGGCUGAGCGUGUGAAGGUCCGGCAUGUCGAUAACGAACCAUGUUGUGGGGAGGAGACGCUCCAGGCAGUGUUUGUGAAAUAA